UCAUUUUUACCCGCGAAAAAAGAAGAAGAGGAGUGAAGAAAUGCACGACGGCAAAACUGAAAACAGUAACAAGGUUACACGAUCACCGGUUUUUACGGUUUAACGGCGUAAGCUUUCUCUUUAAAACAACCCCAACAAAAAGAUACCCAAAAAAAGUGAGCAAUUUGAGCUUCUCCCACCAACUGUAACCAUGAAGUUCUUCUUCGCAAGCUCUAUAUGCUUCUUCCUAGGAUUUCUCCUCCUCGUUCGUAGGGUAUCAUCAGAACGUGCCAUUUUCCCUCCAAGAGGUUGGAACUCGUAUGACUCUUUUAGCUGGACAAUUUCAGAACAAGAGUUUCUGCAAAGUGCUGAAAUCAUAUCUAAAACGCUACUUCACCAUGGAUAUGAGUAUGUGGUGGUGGAUUACCUUUGGUAUAGAAGAAAGGUUCCGGGUGCUUAUACGGAUUCUCUUGGCUAUGAUGUGAUCGACGAAUGGGGCAGAAUGCUGCCUGAUCCAGGUAGAUGGCCGUCUUCCAAAGGAGGAAAAGGGUUUACUGAAGUGGCAAAAAAAGUGCAUAGUAUGGGUUUGAAGUUUGGGAUUCAUGUCAUGAGAGGGAUAAGCACACAGGCAGUAAAUGCAAAUACCCCUAUCUUGGACACAACCAAGGGAGGUGCUUACGAAGAGUCUGGAAGAAAGUGGACAGCAAAAGAUAUAGGGAUCAAGGAAAGGGCUUGCGCAUGGAUGUCGAACGGUUUUAUGAGUGUGGAUACCAAGUUGGGGGCUGGAAGGGCCUUCCUUAGGUCGCUUUAUCGACAGUAUGCUGAGUGGGGUGUCGAUUUUGUGAAACAUGACUGUGUAUUUGGUGAUGACUUGGACGUGAAUGAAAUAAGCUUUGUUUCAGAGGUUCUCAAGGAACUUGACCGUCCUAUACUUUAUUCUCUUUCUCCUGGAACCAGUGUAACACCUGCUAUGGCCAAGGCUGUGAGCGGACUAGCCAAUAUGUACAGGAUAACUGGGGAUGAUUGGGAUACGUGGGGAGAUGUUGCAUUUCAUUUCAAUGUUACAAGGGACUUUUCUGCCGCUAAUAUGGUAGGAGCAAAGGGAUUGCUGGGGAGGUCAUGGCCUGACUUGGAUAUGCUACCUCUAGGAUUGCUUACUGAUCCAGGUUCGAACGAAGGUCCACACAGAACGAGUCGGCUUACUUUAGAUGAGCAAAGAACUCAGAUGACUUUAUGGUCUAUGGCCAAGUCUCCUCUCAUGUAUGGAGGAGAUGUGAGAAAGAUUGAUGAGACCACUUACCGUCUCAUCACUAAUCCUACUCUGCUGGAGAUAAAUCAUUUUAGCUCAAAUAAUAUGGAGUUCCCUUACAUUACUAGUACAACGAGCUUCAACAAGGCAGAUGAAGCUGUCUCCUGGCAAUCAAGAAAAUGUUUGACAGAUAGAAGAACUUCUGAAUCACAUGUUGUGGGUCUCACUAGCUGUUCAGAUGUGAAAGCAGUUGGUUGGUCUAAUGAAGCUUUUGAGCAAGAUGAUCUUGAACAAAUCUGCUGGAAAGAAAAUUCCAAAAACAAACACCAGGCGCCUUUUUGCCUAUACAAGAGAGAAUCUUGGCUGACAUCUUCAUGUAGAGAUGACGACAUAAUCCACAAAGAGAUAUACCAAGGAAAACUCUUCUUAUUAGCAACUGACCGGGCCGAAUUUUGCUUGCAUGCUUCUCCAAAAAGAAAGGUUACCUCAAAAGAGUUGAAAAGAAAUUCAUUUUCACCUUGCACAUGGGACACAAAUCAGAUGUGGGAACUGAAUCAUCAUGGGACGCUGAAAAAUAGUUAUUCCGGCCUAUGCGCGACUGUGAAUUCUGCUGCAGCUAAAGUCAAUCCCAAUGGAAUUCGUUCUUGGAUCGCAACUGGAAGAAGAGGAGAAGUAUAUGUUGCUUUUUUCAACCUUAGCCCAGUGAAGACAGUAAUAACGGCUAAGAUAUCAGACCUGGCCAAGGCACUUCCCGGCGCAAAGUUGAGCGAAGAUUCGUGCAAGUACAGAGAAUUGUGGUGUGGGAAGGACUUUGGGAUAGCAAAGCAGUCAAUUUCAACGGAAGUUGAAACUCAUGGGACUGCUUUGUUUGUAUUGAACUGUGCUGGUGCUGGUGGUGAUGGACUGUAGACAACAAAAAAAGCAUGGUCUUGUAGUAGAGAUCAUGUCAAUGGGGGCGCACGCGUGAGAAGCAUCAUUCUCUAUUUAUGGCCAUAACAAUGUCUUUUGUAAUACCCAAAAAGCAAUGAUGUAAUGAUCAUUGCUGUUGCUUUAGCAGUGAAAUGACGAGUGAUUAGCUCAUAAUAUGUAAAGAAUGUGGGGAAAAUGAGGUAUUUUAUAAACAAAAUCUUUGAGAGGUUAGUGAAGUAAUGAGGAUAGAAUUGGGGUGAGUGUAGAGCCAUACCACUUUAAAGGGGUUGGUAUUGGCAUACAACACUUGGGAGGAUUUGCUGAUAAAAAUAUAAAAGAAAAAAAAAAAAAAACCCCUUGGGA
Molecule: messenger RNA, 2500 nt
Organism: Morus notabilis
Lineage: Eukaryota; Viridiplantae; Streptophyta; Magnoliopsida; Rosales; Moraceae
Exons: 14
Coding region: 191-2137 (648 amino acids)
Biological process (GO): carbohydrate metabolic process
Molecular function (GO): hydrolase activity, hydrolyzing O-glycosyl compounds
Source: RefSeq, a predicted model, not a curated record